This is a messenger RNA of Dentiscutata erythropus, 381 nucleotides long. NCBI's taxonomy places the organism in Eukaryota, Fungi, Glomeromycota, Glomeromycetes, Diversisporales, Gigasporaceae. The record is from the annotation of a GenBank genome assembly.
AAGCUAGUACCUGUUGUUGUGAAGUGGAACCAAGAUACUACUAUUGUUCAAUGGAAAGAGUACGUUGAGAGAAUAUCUCGAGAGAAUAUUAAUAUGUUCAAUGAUGUAAUAUAUAUAGACGAAUCUGAUUUCAACCUGCAUCUCUGUCAUUCUCGGGGAUGCGCACCCCGGGGAAAACCGGCCAUUAAAGAAGUAGCUACUCAACGUGGAAAAAAUAUUACAAUAAUUGCUGCAAUGAGUGGAAAUGAAAUCAUUAAAACCUCAUGCUGCUUGAGUUCAACUACUGAAAUAGUUUUUUCUAAAGUGAAAAAUUUGGUAGCAAAACAUCCUCUUGACAGCCAAGAAACAAUUCUAGAAAGAAUUGAAGAAGCAUUCAACAAG